UAAAUCUACUGGCUCGACCGAUAUUUUCUACAUCAAAUUUAAGAUUUGUCAGAUGUUUUUAGUUAUAAAUUAUUAAAAAAGCCAAUUAUGGAAGACAAGGAAGCACGCCUGAAGAGAUUUCCUGCCUCUUGGUCAAGAAAAUAAAGAAUUUAGCUAGACCUGAAUUUAGAACUAACCCAGAAAAGUUUUACCCAACUGAAACUCUGAACAAAUUAGGAUUCUCCAGAAAUGAGUAUCCGAAGUAUAAUAAAUUUAACUGGAAAGCCUCUGAAGAAAGAGAUACUUGUGGAGACUCAAACUGUGUAGGAAAGUACACUUUCAUCAACAAUGAAUUCUUGGAAGAAGGAAAGGAGAUGACUUAUGCAGAAGCCUGGAAGAGUAAGUAUUAUAGGCCUUAAAAGAAGCUUAACCAGUGUCAAAGCACAGUGCAAAUAAAUUCCCAGAUAUCCUAUUGUCGCUCGUUGACGAAAUAAAUUGAUGUAACAGCUGCUGGAAUCUACUGCUUCCAGCCAUAUUGAGUUACUGGAGAGUUAGACCCACCAGCUAACCCUCUGAUCCAGCCUCAAUUCUAUGCUUGAUUUAAUAAUUUGGAUAAUAUUGGUUUAACAGGAUGACAUUACUCUGGAUUCACGAUGUUUGGUAUUCAAGUGUAUAAUUAUCCCAAUAAUUACAAAUUCUUCAAGGAUAAAUACAUUGAGUUUAACUACAAUUGGCUUACUGAAGAGCUAAAGAUUCCAAAAGAAGAAAUGAUAUUUUUUGAAAACAUCUGGGCUGGAGUGGCAAUCUUGGACCAUCUAUUGAAUACUUCGUCAGAGGACUUGAGGUUGGAAAUAUGAUCUUCAUGCAGUACAAGACCUACCCCGAUGGAAGUAGAGAAAAACUCGAGAUCAAAGUCAUAGAUACUGGAAUUGGUCUUGAAAGAAUCCCAUGGCUCAUGAAUGUUAAUGCAAUAUCAUACAUGAUUGUGUUCAAAAAUGCAUUUGAAUGGCUUUCAGAAAGGCUCCAAGUCGUACCAGAUAUGGAUAUUUGGUAAAAAUUCGGUCCAUACUCCUCACAACUUGAAGUUGGUGAAGCUGAAG
Messenger RNA from Moneuplotes crassus, 1079 nucleotides. The record is from the annotation of a GenBank genome assembly. NCBI's taxonomy places the organism in Eukaryota, Ciliophora, Spirotrichea, Euplotida, Euplotidae.